AUGACCGAUAAAUGGAUCGAUACACUUCAUCGAGAUUUAAUUUUAUCGACUGCUUGUCAAUAUGAAUUGAAUGAUUGUAUUGAUCAUGCUCAAGAACUAUUUCAAGAAUGGUUCGAUCCAUCGAAUAAUACCACUGAAAUCAAUGAUCGAGAAAUUGUCUAUUGUACAAAUAUGCGUUUAGGUAAUCGUACUUUAUUUCAGUUUCUAUUGCAUCAAUAUCAAAUAACAAAUGAUUUACAAGAAAUUUCAAGAUUACAAUUGGCUCUAGCAUGUACAAAAGAUAUUCAAUUAAUUCAAUAUUUACUCGAAAUUUAUUUUAAUCCCAAAAUAAAUAUAAUUCAACGACAAGAUAUUUUUUCUGGAAUACGAUUGAUUUGUCGUAAUUCAAUAGCUAUCAAUGAAUGUUGGUCAUAUAUACGUUCACAAUGGAAAUAUUUAUUAGAAAAUUUUGGUCAAUCACUUUAUUUCAAUCAAUUUAUUAGAGAUGUUACAGGAAAGUUCAAUACUGAACAACAACUAAGCGAACUUGAAGUUUUCAUGGAACAGACAAUGGAUAAAGUGAGAUCAAUGUUUUGA
Rotaria sp. Silwood1 is the source of this 576-nucleotide messenger RNA. The record is from the annotation of a GenBank genome assembly. Lineage: Eukaryota; Metazoa; Rotifera; Eurotatoria; Philodinida; Philodinidae.